CCAACAAUAGCGGGGGCACGGGGAGGUGGAGGGGUGGAGUGGAGCAGGAGAGACGCUUUGCGCAUGUGCAAAGAGCUGCAACCCGUUUUCGAGACAGAUGCAGGAAAAGUGAAGAGGGGGCAACGCGGUUUUUCCGAAGGGUUCCUUUCUCUCUUUUUCUCUCCCUCCCACACCCCACCACCACGUGGGGGGGGGGGGAGUGCUGCCCGUAGCAAACAAAGAAGAUCGCAGCUCCGUAGCCGAGGCUCUAGGUGGGAUCGGAGCUCCCCCUCCCACAUUUCUCACCUCUGAUUGCCGCCCCCCCCCCCGCCCGAAACAAAAGAAGAAUUGUAAUUUAGUGCGGAAAAUGCGUUUAAAAAGAAAAACCCUGGCAACGCCAAUGUAGCCCGUUAAUCAUUCUCAUUCUUGCAGGCUGCGGUACUGCGAGAGGGAAAGAGCGCUUUGCAACAACCCUGCAAUGUCGCCACCCCGUGAAAUAUUGUUGCGUUGAUAUCAAUAAUUUGUAUUGAUUUGGGGCUUUGAUAUUGUAUAUUGGGUUUCUAUUUCUUUCCUAAGCUGCUAUGGGCAUUCACUUGGAAGAGCGGAGUAGAAGUAUCCUAAAAUAAUAAUAAUAAUAAUAAUAAUAAUAAUAAUAAUAAUAUAACGGGGAAGCUGUUCUGCAGCAUCUCCUCUGCGUUUCUUAAUUACAAACCCUCACGCAAAAUACCCUUCAGACUGCAGGAAAGCCGAAUCUGCUUAAAUUGUUCCCCGAGGCGAGGCCAAAUCCUGUGCUCAGUUGCACGCAAAAUCCUGGGGCUCCGUCGAAUCGCAUGCAUGCAGAUGGCUGGGUGUGCUGCACUUUGAAAUGCUUAAUUAAAAAAAUGAAAAUAAAUACGGAACAACUCCCGAAUAAUAGUAUGAUCUCCUAUUUUUGCUGCUGUUUAUGGGGCGUGGACACUCCACUUCUCUGUCACACCUAACACUAAAAUCCUGCAUCAAUUUCCCCCGUCAUUUUCUAUCAGCUGCGGCCUCUUUCUGUCCAGGAGGGGACCGAAUAUGACGCCCGAAGUAAACCCGCUGGCAGCCUCCGCGUUCAAGUCUUUUGUUUAUAAGUCUAUAAUCUUCCUAUUGAGCGCAUGCGCUGCGCCGCGGUAAACGGCGAAGAAAACCGAGCGAAUCAUCCGCGCAUGCGCCGCUCGUGGACUAACGACAGUCAUGAACUUUUGAAUAUGAUGCGCUUUCCGUUUUACCCCCACCCGGCCCCGCCCCGCCUCCUUCCCUCCACCUUUCGGGGCCUGAUUGGUCGCUACAACGGGCCAAUGCCGCGCUACAGAACACUCCCGUUGCUGGGUAGAUUUCCUUCAAUAGGUAGGACGAGUCUGUCUGGCGACGUUUCUGUGAGGACCGAGAGGAGAGUGGAGGAAAAGGCUGACGGUUUGGCGGGUUGCUGUUAGGAAUGAACUGGGAUGACGUUUACUCGAAUGCAGGCAAUAGGGGAAAUUCCAGGCCACGAGUUUAGAUGAAGGGCUUUGACUAUUGUACCUCGAGCUGUUCUCCCCCCCCCCCCCGCACCAAAAUGGAAGAGGCCCACUCGCUUCCCUUCUCGCUGACGUCACUUCUGGCGCAGGCGCCGCAUUUCCGUUGACGCCACUUUUUUCAUUCCUGUCCGAACUCUCGCCUCACUUCCGCGGAGGAACGCAGCGGCCUUAAGAGAGUUUGGUCGCAGUGGGAGCCCGUAGCGGGCCGCGCGCGCAGGUGCGGUUUCCAGGGCGACCGAGGGACGCCUUGGUAUAUUUACAUACUGCAUGGCUUCCAAGUUGCCCAGAGCAGCGUCUCCCCCUCUCCCGUUUUAUCCUCACAACAGCCCUGUGAGGUAGGUUAGGCUGAGAGACAACGGCUUGAGCUCCAGAGCCCAGUUUAGUCUCGGCCAUUCGCUCCACAAUGCAGGAAGCCCGGGAAGCGUAUGAACCUGAUACGAAUAAAGCUGCACAGUGAAUGAUAAACUAUAUUCAUAAGGGAGUGGACAUUAAUGAGAAGAGACUGGAGGUUCAUCAACAUUGGGAGGAGGAGGAGGAAGGCCUGUUUCGUUUCCAUUUGAUCAUAGAAAGAGGGAAUUUUGAGGAAGGGAGGGAUGCUAUGAACAGGGAGAGGGGGUUGUGGGGCCAACUGUCAAAACAGAAGACAAAUAUUCCAGCUUCAUUUCCUAAAUAAAAAAUUAUUUAUCCCAGUGACACUGAAACUUUAAUACCAUUAUACAUAUGUGUGGGUGUUAUAACAGCAAUAUAAGAGCUUUGGAGCCUGUUUGAUCAGUCUCAAUAUGCUUGAGACCUCUUUGAAAUCAGUAGCGUUCAGAGUUAAUGUAUAUGCAUGAAAGCUUCAUGAAGAAAGUGAGUUUUAACUCUGUUGUUCAGUAAAUUCUGACCCUCUCUUUUGAUCUAGCAGACUAUGGAUGUUGUGCUCAAGAACAAGUGGAAGCAUGGUCUAUAAUAGCUUCAAGUUAUUUGUCUCUUCCUCGGGGCUAUGAGCUAUCCAUGGAGCCUCCAGAGGUUGAUGUCUAGUCCUUCCCCAACUGAGGAAUGGCAGUAAGUAGAGCAUUCUUACUCUGUAUUCACACUGCCCUUCACUUCACUUCUCAAAGUGCCCCAUCUCUCCUCUCCCAGUUUGACAUGUGACUGAACUGAAUUUAAUAAAUCUACUUAUGAAUCAAUGAAGACUGAUUUGAAAGCCAUGUGUUAAAAGUCGAACAUUUUGAGUUUGGAAUAUUGAUUAUUGUGGGAUGCUGUCCAUAUAAGUUUUAGUAUGUGAUCCUCUGUGCCUCACAGAUAUUUGAAGGUUAGAAACUCACUAAACAGUACUAUCUCUGCAGCUGCUGCUGCUGCCACCACUAAAUUAAGAGGAAUCACCUAACUUCCAAACAUGUACUAACCUAUGUCAGAGAAGCUAUACACUUGGUGUAUAUGCUUCUGGUCAGAGGUUAAACAUUCCCUCUGCCAAUUUUCUGAUAUUAAGAACCUUCCAAUUUCCCAGAAGGUAUUUCACGUUAAGUCAAAAGCUGUAUUUCAGUGCUCAGCCAUGUAAUUCCUUUAUAUGCUCUUCUUCCUCCACACCACUCCAUACUGUAAACGUCCCUUCUCCUUUGGCUUUCCUCCCCUUACAGACUCCAUCGCUGAACCCUCCACCAGACCUCCCUUUUGCCACAACCUUAUUCCUGCCUCUCCCUGCCAUCGUUUUCUUGGUCGUUGGAUCCUACUUAAUACUCCUGGCCCUGGUCCUUGUCCUCCGACAGUGCCUGAUGGUAACUUGGGGAAGGGAUGGCAAUAGUUGAAAGGGCAAACACAUUUGGGGAUUUUUAUAGGUGUAGUAAUGAGAAUAGAUCUAUCUUUUCCAUAGUGCAUUACAGCAUACCAUAUGACAGUGCAUUAUGGGAGCAGUAGUCCUUUGGAGAGCAAGUAGAAAGGGGUAACAAAUUCACAUCGUUAAUAUUGUGUGGUUGGUGUUCUGACAAUUUUGGAUUGCUUGCAAUCAAUUCCGUAACAAAUCAUAGGAGCUCUAGCCUACGAGAGAUGAAAGGAAUUGCUUCUUAACUCAGGUUGCUUGGUUUCCUUCUCUUACCUCUUCACAGGCCCGGGGUCUUUGUGCCAACUGCUGUUCCUGUGAAAAGCGGCCUUGGCCAAACAUGUGCGAAUGCUGUUUGACCUGUGCAGAAUCAUGUGACUGUGCCCUUCCUUCCCCAACCCGCUGUAUGGAUCGCUACUGCACCUGUACUAAUGUGAGUUUUCCCUCUGGAUAAUUGAUCAGCUUUUUGGAAAUACCUGAGACUAGUUCCCCCUGGGGUCAUUUGAAUACAGUGGUGCCUCUGGUUACUUCCGGAGGUCCGUUCUUAAGCAAAAACCAUUCUUAACAUGAGGUACACUUUUGCUAAUGGGGCCUCCUGCUGCUGCUGCAUCUCCCACUCACAUCCCAGGGCAAAGUUCACAACUAGGGGCAUCUAUUUCCGGGUUAGCGGAGGUCAUUACCCGAAGCAUUCGUAAGAAGGACGGUACGUAACCCGAGGUUCCACUGCACACAGCAGUGUCCAGGUGGAAAGGCAGUCCAGGGCUUAGCAGAUGAAAAUGUGGGGAGUGGCAAUGACUGGCCUUCAUGUAUGUUACACAUUUGGGGGGGGGGGGACUUAUUUUUUUGUUGGGGGGAGGAGAAGGGUGAGAGGGUAUGGUUGCAUGCUCUGUUACUCUGUGCUAAGAGGAGAGAGAGAGAGAACAAUUCAGAGCAGAAUAAUACCUUGGCUUUUUAGAGCAAGGAUGGCAAACCUGUAGUUUUCCAGAUGUUACUUAUUUAACAAGAUUUAUAUAGCACUGAAUUUUAAAAAUCUCUAUGCGGUAUGCAUAAAUCAAUAUAAUAUAUUCAUAACAGCACUCAUCAAAUCAAACUUAAAAAUGGGUAGACAUAAAAUUUAUCAACAUGUAUAGGAUUAUGCUGCGUAUUUUGAAUUGUGCGGCAGCUCUACUGUUUACCUGUGUGUGGUGUGUUUGUGGAUGUGGCAAUGUCUGAAUGUGGAAUUAGAUCGAUAUUCUGAGCUGGAGAGUGCAUUUCCUAUGGAUCUCUAAUUCUACCUGCAUGAGUAACAAAGCCAGCAAGUUAGGCAGUAGCAAAGAUGUGGUAUUGCUGGAGAGAUAAUAAGCUACCUGAAUAGUUUCAAGCAAAGAGGCUCUUGAAAACAGCAGCACUUGUUAUUUACUAAAGCCCAUACUCCUUAAAAUCAUAUGCCAACCAAAACAGUAUAUAUAAUUUGAAAGGAGGAGAGGGACAGGCAAGAGGGAUCUGUGUGGGAGGAAGAAAGAUGAACAGGGUAGACCGACACUUACACUUUCUUUAGAGCUUGUCAGAGCUUCUCCAGGGAGGCUGUGACCUGCAUGUUGAGAAACAUUGAACUUACAGGUGUUCAGAGUGGAAAAAUGUCAAGGCAACCUACCAUGAUAUUCAGACCUAUCCUUUGCUGGUAUCUUAUCUUCAGACAAUGCCUAUUUAUUAAUUUAAAAUAUUUAUACCCUGCCUUGCAACAGUCUUGUAGUAAUCAUUAUUCAGUAUUUCCCUGAGUCCAAGUUUAGUGAAGGAUGCUGUAACAUCUUGAUGCAGGUAUUUCCAUAGGUUAACAGUGUACAAUUUCUGUCUCUUACCAGCAGGGCUGGGAACCAGGGGCUUGUUCCUUUCCUCGCUUGUGUCCACUCUGCGAUUGUGCCUGCACAUACCAGCCCCCAGACUGCCAGAACAUCAAUUGCAUUUGCUUUGAGAUCAAACUGCGAUAAAGAACUCAAAAUAACAAAAAUAUUAUGUCUGUGAUUUGGGAGUGUGGGAGGAUUUGGAAGUCUCCAUACCAGUGGUGGAUCCUACAAGCGGUGGACAAGUAAAAAGGGAAGUUAGUUGCUCAGCCUGACAUAAUUAACUUGUCCUGAUGCAAGAAGUUUUGAAACUGAGCUUUUUCUUUUUCAUGUUGAUUUUUCAAGUGCUUUUGUACUUUGUACUGCAUGUUUGAUAUUAAUGUUUUUAUAUGAAUUGCUGCAUUUUAUAAUAAAGCAGGUUGAGUAUCA
Molecule: messenger RNA, 5564 nt
Organism: Podarcis lilfordi (Lilford's wall lizard)
Lineage: Eukaryota; Metazoa; Chordata; Lepidosauria; Squamata; Lacertidae
Source: the annotation of a GenBank genome assembly